GCGGGGGUGGGGAGAGAGAGGGCUGUGUGCGCAGGCGCACUGGCUGGGCCUGAGGCCUGAGCGGGAAAGUUAAGACUCCGCCACCAAUGGCUUCCUCUGUCCUGUGCAUUUUCGUGCGGUCCUUAACGAAAGCGCAGACGCGCUCUGUGGGGCGGUGGAACCCCCGUCUGGAAAACCAGUUUCUGAAGAUAGAGCUCACCUCGCUGGUGCCCGAUGCUGGGAAGAAGGAUGCUGUGCACCUGCCUGCCGUGGUAGAGGAGGACUUGCAGGAGCAGUUUGUCCGAGGAAGUGGGCCUGGAGGACAAGCAACCAACAAAACCAGUAACUGUGUAGUGUUAAAGCACAUUCCAUCCGGAAUUGUAGUGAAGUGCCAUCAAACCCGAUCUGUGGAACAAAAUCGGAAAAUAGCCAGAGGCAUUCUGCAGGAAAAACUGGACGUGCAUUACAGGGGGGAAAGUGGUGAGAUCCUGAAACAGAAGCGAGCGGGAGAGUGGAGAAAGCACGAGAAGAGAAGAAAAGCCAGAGAGGGAUUAGAGAGAAAAAAACUAUUUAAAGAAGAACUUUUAAGAGAAUCUUCAGGAAAACAAGAUCGUGACUAGUCAUAAUCUGUUCCCCUCACAAAAUACAGUCAAUUCACUUUAUAGUAUAUUCUAUGAAGGGCUUUGAGACUCGGAAGAUGUGAUAAGGGGCUAAUUCAAAUGCAAGAAUUAUUAUUAAUUGUUGAAUGACUUGCUUUUGGUAGUGUGUAGAAAGGUCAAGUGAUAACAAUUCCCCACAAUAUUGUAAAUGGGUACAAACACAUUUCAAGCUAACCAGGCAUUCCAUAUUCUUCACGUUAUUUA
Callorhinchus milii (elephant shark) is the source of this 842-nucleotide messenger RNA. RefSeq names its product mitochondrial translation release factor in rescue (gene mtrfr). NCBI's taxonomy places the organism in Eukaryota, Metazoa, Chordata, Chondrichthyes, Chimaeriformes, Callorhinchidae. The record is from RefSeq and is a predicted model, not a curated record. Gene Ontology annotation, biological process: translational termination. Gene Ontology annotation, cellular component: mitochondrion. The coding region runs from base 87 to 599 and encodes 170 amino acids. The transcript is spliced from 3 exons. Gene Ontology annotation, molecular function: translation release factor activity.